Molecule: messenger RNA, 2271 nt
Organism: Bolinopsis microptera
Lineage: Eukaryota; Metazoa; Ctenophora; Tentaculata; Lobata; Bolinopsidae
Exons: 13
Coding region: 283-1785 (500 amino acids)
Source: RefSeq, a predicted model, not a curated record
AUACACUGGUCUCAUCUCACUCUGUUUCUUUGACUCGUUUCGUCCAUUUUACACAAAUAAGUAUUCAACUAUUAACUUUAAUUAUGGACGCUAAUUUCUCAGCAGUGCGGUGGUGUCACGUUUUUUAGCCGCUUCCGUCGUUUAGUUUCUAACAUCGUACUUGGUCACCACUAUUGUUUUUACAGCGGUCACAUUUUAAACGGGAAUCCACACAAAUUAUAAAACCACUGUAAACGCGCUUGUUUAAAUUGUGGUAAAAUACGGUGUUUGUGGGUGUGGGAUAUGACGCCUCUGACGCCCCUCUCUGAGGCUGAUUUCGAGGAGAUGCUCAAGAUGGGGAGUGAAUGCUCCGAGGCGCCCCCGAUGCCGGAUUAUCCACGGAAGACCCGCAAGGGUCCGGUGGCAAAGAUCAGGAUGACAACUAAAACUAAAUUAAAGGGAGAUCUGCUGUGCGCUGAGGAUCAGGGGUUGAGGAGUAGGAUAGAUCCUGCCAAGUAUCUCGGUUCCAACGUCAGUAUCACUGAUUCCCUGACUUCCUCGCUCCGACUUAACUCCUCCAACAAACCAAGUGAUGCUCUCUUGCAGGAGCUCACUGUCUCUCAGAAUCAGUUCCCGUCUAGUCCUGAACAGGUGAAUUCUCCAAGACAGGCUAAGAACAGAGCGUUAGGAACGCGACGCAGCGCAACCGCUCCCCUUAUUUCAGCAAAUGGCAGAAGAGUAGUAUUGUCACGAGACUCUAGCAGCAGACCUAACAGUACAGGAUCCGGCUUACUUCCUACCAUAUCCUCUCAAUCUAAGAAGAAGUUACACAGUUACGAGAUAAACGGAGAGUUUGACGCAGACGCUACUAUUGUAGACGCAGAUGCUGUUUUAGAUCAAGGUUCAGAACUAGUGUUAAAAGACCUGGAUCAGAGCUACACAAGUUACCCUCGUCCAGUUACACCGCCUGUACCUAGCGCAGAUGUCUUAUCUAGGAGACAACUCAAACUCAUAGGGACCAACACAGACACUACAAGUACUAUAAGUAAUAACACUGCAAGCGUGGACAAAGUGCUAUCUCAACUUAUCAUAUCAGAAGAGGCACCCCCUGGAUCUGGGGAACAGAAAAUAACCCCCUCCGACCUAUUCGACAUGGUCGGUACUGUGGGGGAACGAAUGCUUGUGAACCGAGCAAGACUGCUCCUCCUGCAACAUUGUUCUGAUUACGCUAAUGAUGGUAACAACAUGCUGAACCACCCCAAACCACCCACUGCGCCGUGUGGAAUGGCCAGACCUUCGCCUUUACCUUCUAUGCUUACUAUCGAUAGCAGGACGACAGUUACUGAGCGAGCGACCACUGCACCGCCUAUAAGAACUUCUGGUCGGAAACAGAUAAUCAGAUCAUCAAAACUGAGGAGCUCAUCUGGCUGUGCAACAUGGUCCGUACCCUGCAAAAGUGAGAGCAGGUCCAGGGGUGCUAAACUCAGAGAACCCUUCACUGUACAGUCUAUCAGUCUUGCAAAUCACAGAGCAGAGUACCCUGCCCCGCCUCCAACGGAGUCCUCUGGAAGCACACUCAUCAGUCAGAGAAGUGCUAGCUUAAAGUCGGAGCCUGAGCUUCCUUUCGCUGAACUCCAAACAACACCAUACUUUGAGAGAUGUGCUAAUUACAGGGAUCCACUGAAGGAUGCUCGGGGCUACACUCCCCUGGCUGAGGAAGGGUCCCUCUCAGAAACACCUCUCCUUCAACCGACCUUCUCCUCCCUCUCCUCCUUCCUCCCAUCUACUCCCGACCUUGUCAAGUGAUCUUGGAAACGCUACACUGGACACCAGUUUUAGGAGAUUUUGAGAUAUCCCGCUCAGUUUGUUCCGUACUAUGAUGGCUGACUCGAGAAUUGUGCACUGAUGCACUAAAUGGUGCUUAAAGUUAACCCAUUAGUACAAAGGAAAGUUGUCAGUGGACUAAUUUGGAAUACUUACUAGCCGAUUGUUUGAUACCGGUAUUACCUGUUUUAAGGAACAGUCAUGCGGGUCAGUUCAAGGCAAACAAAUAGAGUUUAAGUACGGAGUGUUUCCUUACGGAGUGCGGGAGUGUUUUCUAUCCCAAAAAGGAGAUUCGGGAGAUUCAGAUUAUGCCUAGCUUUUAAGUCCCUCUGAAAUGGUUUCAACAAUUCGAGAAGAGUUUCUGUAGAAGUAAUUUCAUUUAUAUUUCUUAUAUUUUCCUGUAAUUUACAUGAUCUCGUGUGAAAUGCAAGGAUGGGAUUUCGUAUCCAAUAAUUAACUUUUAAAUAA